CAAAGAGUGGCAGAGAAGGAAGCCAAGAAAAAGUGAUGAGCAUGAUAGUGGUAUCUCGGCGCAAUCGAAUGAUCCACAGAUUCCAUUCCGUCAAAGAAUCGGAGAACAUUCCAAGAUUUCGGGAAGAAUAGAAGAAAAAUACUUAAAUCAUCGUGGAUGCGUGCACUACUGAAUGGAUCAAACCGGAUUGUACCUUUUGUCCUUGAGGCUACACACAAUAGAGAUCUCGACAUUUCUCUCAAAGUCCCCGCCAAACGUCGAACUAGAAAAAGCCUUGAAGAACCCCCCUCAAGUUGGAUUUGCUAUUGCCAGCAUCAUUUCUCGACGAAACCCUUUCCCAAGGGUGAGGCAGUUGCCAUUGGCCGAGAAAGCGCCCUAUUUUGCAGACUACCUGGCCCAGCGUGCCAUUCCAUUGGGCUCUGAAACACACAACGGGAAAAAGGUCGCAACUUGGAGCCAAGGGUUUGGAGAAAGAGAAAGACCAUCCCAAAAAGGUACGUAUUUUGUCUAUAACAGCACAGCUAAGAAUAGCCCACGAUUACACAGUUCUGUGUACAGUAGGGAUCCCCCUCCGUCAAGGGAAACCCCAACACACCACCACUCAUUGUGUAUGUGCAGGAGAAUCCUCAGAGAAACCGCUGACACACUGCUACUUGCUCAGCCCGAUACAUCUUUCCCAGGGCUGCCAUCUCAUCCCAUCACGUCCUUCCCCCCUCCAUUCAUCGGCUCCAUUGCCUUGCUAGGCCCCCGCUCCCUCUGCAUUCACGGGAGCUGGAACAGGUAUUCGCGGGACUUGGACUCCAACGGCCCUCGUAGGUCUCCUCGUGCCUCAGCUCAGACGAGGACAGUGUCAGAUCCCCGGGAAAGGAGCAUCUUGGCUUUUGAUGCCGGGAUUCCCCUCUCGCAACAGCCUACGAACGCAACGCAACGCAACGCACGCACCCGCAUCAAAGAGGUAUGUUGAAAGUUUUUUUCUUCCAUCUCUGUCUCUCCAUCUUCCUAUUCUUGCAUGAGCCUGAAUCAUUGCGUGCAUAUGUCGGUCAGCGCCAUGAGAUGAACUAUAGCGCAAACAUUACGAAGUAAACAGAGCCCCGAUGCCGGCUUCUGCAUCAGUGGAGUUUUUUUUGGCUGGCCCGGAAUCAGGCUACGGACGGCGGGUUCUUCGGCCUUUCUGCUUAUUUCUUUCGUGGCCCAGUUUGCUCUCGUUGAAUUCCUAGUUGGGGUAUUGGUGCCAGUGACAAGCUAGCCCAAGUGCCUGGGAUGGAUCACGAGAGCGAGCGAGCGAGCGAGCAAGCGCAGCGUCCAGCGUAGCGCCCGUGUUGGCGUCCAUGGGCUCGGGGUCGAUGGG
This is a messenger RNA of Colletotrichum acutatum, 1348 nucleotides long. RefSeq lists its product as uncharacterized. The record is from RefSeq and is a predicted model, not a curated record. NCBI's taxonomy places the organism in Eukaryota, Fungi, Ascomycota, Sordariomycetes, Glomerellales, Glomerellaceae. Bases 173 to 964 code for a protein of 263 amino acids. The transcript has a single exon.